AAAAGGAUGAUAGAGUACAAUUCAAAGUCUGAAGAAACAUAAUCUACAUAUAUAUAUAAGGGGGAGUUGACCGAGCAUGGACCUAUUUAGGUAUGGUGGCCGGUCACUCCCCACACACCUGUAGUCUAUCUAUUGGAACCAACUAUUGUCAAAUGGAACUUCUACUACUUUUAUCGGUUUUAUCUUCUUCGUCUUCUGCACAUCAAUGCCGUUCAACACAAUUAAAAGCCAAAUCCAUAAAACGUAUCGGCCACAUCAAUAUCAUAAUCUCUCAAAAUGGUUUUCUCCCAGAAUCUAAUAAUCUUUUUCCUUCUCCCAAACCAAACAUCUCACCGGUUUCGAUUGCAUCAAGGAUCGCUCUGAAUUCCAGUCCGUUAUUUGCAUUGUUGGACGUUGUGUUAGUCGCAAAUGUCAAGUUCAAGUGGCUCACAACCAAUAAGGUACACUGUUAGACUCUGAUUUUGUUAAUUCAUUACAUUUCACUUGGGUUUGCUUGACAACAUUGUCUGUUGGAAACUUGGAACAAUAGAGAUACAAAUAGAGUUUUUCAUUACCGUGUGUUGUGAACAGAGUCUACAAAUUAUGAUGCUAUACUAUGUUCCCCGUGCGCAUAUUCUAUCCAUGUAUUGGUUUGCUUGAGAAACUUCAAUGGUGAAAUCUAUAAACAUUGUAGUCCGACAACAGACUUCCAGCUUCAAACGUGUUUUGAAGUUUUAAUCAAUAUGGAAUUAAGAAAUUUAGUAGAGGAUUAGAAUCAAAAUGCAAACAAUUAACCUGAUAAUGAUACAUGCAGCUUGAAUGUAAAACUAUUCUUAUACAUUGAUUAUAAAAUAACUUGGGAGAAUUUUUAUUAAGGGCAUUGGAAAGAUUAUGUUUAUUGUGAGGGGCAUAGGUUAUAAACUAAUACUAUCAAUGUUUUUCACUUAUGAAAAGACCAAAUAAUCCCUCUUUCAUUUUCCAUGACCAGUGAAUCUGUAAAUUCAAGAAAGGAAAAUAUAAAUAAAAGACCAUUUGCUCAAAAUCGGAAAAUGGAAAUCUUAUCGGCAGAAACCAUGGCCAAAACUUAAUCUUAUCCUUAGUUGCGGUCGACGGCUCCCCGAUCUGACUUCGUAAUCCAUCCAUCUCCUUCAUCAAUUAAAGUUUGGAGAUCAAUUCAACACAAACAAAGCCCUGGUGCAAUAGUGCACCAAUUACAACUCUUUUUACAUCAGUGGCAUUCUCUUUGAACCCUAAUUAUUAUUAGAAUGAGAAAACUUUGUAAAUGACAGUUGAUUCUUAAUCUUGUUUGAAAUCAAGCAAUUGAGUAAAAAUUAUGGUUUAGUUCUAUUGCAUAUGAAGAAUACAGGAAACCUUGUUAUAGUUUGGAUCAAACAUCUUAUAAAAUAUGAGUUUGGAUGUAUAAAAACAAGAAAAGAAAAAUUUGCAGCAAGGUUGAACUUGGAUGGAUUCUAAAGGAGAGAGGAACUUGGCAUUGGUUUAGAAGAAAUGGUCAAAGUAGUAAUUUUGCAAACCCAAUAAUACUAAAAAUGAUGUAAAAUUAAUGAUAGUGAAUUAAUAAAUCUCAUGCCCUUUUUAAUAAUUAUUAUUCUUCCAAUGCCCUUAAUGAAAAUUUUCCCAAAUAAAUUUGGGACCUCUUAAGGUCUGGGCUAUCAUUCACCAUUAGCCGCGUGAAGUGCAGCCACACAGCCUAGUAGAUAAACUAUAAACUUGAUUUAGUAAAAUCUAAAUUGUUUAGUUUUAGCCGAUGAAAUGUUCCAUCAGUAACCAAAAAUGUCACAUGGAAAACCUAAAACGUUAUAGAACUGCAUAUUCACAAAAUAUUUUUGUAUGAUCUUUUAGGCAAUGCCUACUUAAUUUCGUAACGCAAAAGUUUUUAAAAAAGGAAGUAUGUAUAUGGAAUAAUAACUUGAAAAGACCUUUGCACUGUUAAGAAUGAGAAGAAAAAGUCAUACGACAUUGGUAUAGCUCACUUUAUAAUGUAAUAAUGUCUUUUUCUUUGGUAAGAAAACUUGGCCUCAGUUUUAUCUUAGAUUUCUCUCAAUCACUCUAACUCACGCCGAAGGACAUAUCUCAUCAGCUCUAGCUCAGUAAUCGUUUCAGAAGGAAAAGAUGGUGUUCCAGUGCUCGUGGUGUAAGAAGACCUUCAACAAUUUCACCAUCGAGCAAGGUCGGAUUCAUGUGGUUGCCUGCCAAAAGGCUACUUUGUGAGUUUAUGCACUCGCUGCUGCAGCAGCAGUCGUAGUGGUUGCCAUUGUAGUAGUGGUGGUUGUUGCUGCUAUUGCACGUCGUGGAUGAUCCUCACCACGAUCGUAUAAGGCUACUGUAAGUUACUUUUACUAUUGUUUUUUAGAGAUGACCAAUUAUUUCAUAUUUAGCUUGAUAUAAAUGAAUGAUUUACUUCCUAAAGCGCUGAUGUGAUUGGUGAAACAGAUGCACUUCUACAUGGCAACAUAAGAUAUCUUUGAUAAACAUCAUCUUAAUUGUUAGUGGUCUUAGGUAUUAAUUAUUAUACUCUGUAGAAAGUGAUUUAUGGUAGGGGUUCAUGCAUGUAGUUUCUUGCUGUUGUUCUCUCUUUCCUUUGUAGACAUGAUUAUUUGGUUUUGUUUUCAUUCUCGUGAUCAUUGGUUUUAUUCAGGAAGUAAAUAAUUUAUUAUUAUGAAAGUGUUUAUUAAAAUGAGAAGAUAUGAUGAAAAUGGAAAAGGGAGUUUGGGAUAGAUGAAUGUAGGCAUACCUAAACUUAUAAAUUGAAUAUGAAAGUAUUAAUAUGAAAGUGUUUAUUUCAAAAUAAAAAGAUGGAUGAAAAAGUGGAAAAGGGAGUUUGAGAUAGAUGAAUGUUCACUGAAAAUUCAUGUAUGCAUACAUAAACUUGUACAUAUAUUUUGUUUUUGAGAUCAACUAGCUGCUUAUCAAUUUGUUUUAUCUUUGUAGAUUUACGGUACAGGCGUGGAGCUUGUUGUUGGUUUCUUUAGACUUUUAUUAACUAUUUGACACUUUAUAUUUCUAUGUCUGUAUUAUGAUUUUGGACAUUUUCAUAUGCGUAAAAAAACGUAAUAAUGCAGCCAAAUAUAUUAUUGGAAAACCUAGCUAGUGUAUAUAUUUAACAAGAUCCUAAUGAUUAAAAAAUAAAACUGACCUUUUUUUUUUAUCUUAGAAUGUAACUCCAAUGUUCUUAGUAAUAAUUCUUUUUUUAAGCCACUAAUACUGCUUAAAGGUCAUUUGUUACUUAAUCAUUUGUAGCCAAAAUUACAAAAUCUUAUGAUGGUUUAAUCUAUUUUUAUAAGAUAUACUCACUCUGUCAAAUAAAAUAUUUUAGUGAAAUGUACAAUGUAUAAGGAAAUGAUUUUGUAGAUAUCCUUUGAAAAAAAAGAAGAAAAAUGGCAUGGAUAUCUUGUGAACUGUUUUGUUUUGGGCCAUGUGAAAUUUGGAAAACAAGAAGAAAAAUAUCAUGGAUAUCUUUGGAUGGCUUUUGGACUGGAAAAAACCCAAAAAAAAAACCUAUAUUUGCUCUCGUAAAAAAAAACCUAAGCUUCAGAAAUAUACAAAUAGUAGUAGAUUCUCUUGAAGCAGUUAACUUUUUGACUGACAAAGACUCUUCGUUUGUAAACAACAAUGUGUUUUACAUGAUCAGAGACCUACUUAGGCUCAGUUAGCGAGUUUUGAUCCAGCAUACCCGACGUUGGAAUAAUGUUAUCGCCGAUGGCUUAUCAAAAUUUGCCCUUCAUGUCCUUUAGGAGAUCAUAUUUUAGCAACUCAUCCUGCUAUAGUAACGGAUAACUUAAAAAAUAGACAAAUUAUCUUCAUCCCAUCCUGAAAGGAAAGUUUUUGUAACCUAAUCGUUCUUGGUUUUUUUUUUUUAAUAAGGAAUAGUUUUUUUUAUAAAAAAAAACAAUUUUAUUAAUAAUAAAGAAAAAAAAAGGGCAGCGAAUAUACUAAAGCCUAUAUCAAAUACAAAUUGGAUUUUAAAGUAAAGUUGAAUUCUUGUUCAAUCUAGCAUAGUGACAAACUUGAACUCUCUUUUUAGCCUUAGCUUUUUUCGAUUGAUUGUGAUAUGUUGGAGCAGAAACUUCACUGUAAAAAGACUCUUGUUCCAUUGCAUAUUUCAUAUCAAAGUCGUUAUUUUCAGAAGCAUGAUUUAGUCCACCUUCGGAAUUUAUUUCUUCAAUCAAAUAAUUUGGAUUAAAAGUCUCAGUGUUUUUCCCGAUUUCCGUAUCAUCCUUGGACAAGUACGAUUUUGCAGCCGUAAUGGGCAGUAAAACUUGUAAAAGAGGAUGAGGAGAGAUGGUAAAUUCUGGGGCUUCCGGAUUUAACUUUUUAAUGGGGCUGUUGAAAGAGUUAUUUGAGGAAGAGAUUCCUUCCUUAUUUGAGGGAGAAGAGUCGGAUAGAAGAGUAAUUUGACGUUGUCUUUGCCUCACUUGAGUUUUGAAGAGUCUUAUGCACAAUUGGCGCUGAGAUCACGGGAGUCUGCUCACCUUGUUCCGCACUUGAAGAAGGAAAAGAUGGAGUCAGUUUCGGAUUCAAACCUGAACGACCUUGGAGAUUUGAAAUUGAAUCAGUUUGGCUGGAGAUUCCGCACAUCUUGGGCGUUGACUGCACAUCAACGGGAUUCUGUUCCAAGGGCGUAAUCUUUAGGAGUUUUCCGGCUGUCAUCGGAGAUUCUCGCCACCGUUCCACCAUUGACGAUGUAGCAGCCAUCGAAGACAACCGAAUUGAUAUGGAUUUUUCAGUUCCAAUCAUCAGAUUAUCAGCAACAAUAGAAACCAAAUGAGUAGCAACAGCGGCAGCACCAAGUGAAUCUUCAGGGUCUUCCUGGGCUGCUGAGACUUGUUGAGCGUCGUUGAUUUGUUGAACAUUCACUUCAUUGAUUCGCUCUGAGAUCGGCGGUAAGAAUUGAGGGGAAGAUGAUUUUUCUCCCUUAAUUAGUGGAGAAGCAACAACUUUGGCGGCUCGCUAUUCAGGAAUAACAUUGCUAGUUUAUUGUUCGGCGGUGAUGGUUUGUUGAUCUUCCAACAGCAGCAUAACAGGAGGAUCCUCUGGUUGGAUCGCUGAUUCCACCGGCCCAUUUUGUUUAUGCGCAACAGUCUCUACUUUCGGAGGUUCACCUUGCGGAGUCGCAGCUGGCAUAUGUGCGACUUUCAAUGGAUUGUUUGUUUCCUGCGUGUUCUUUUGCUUGGCUUGGGAUGAUUGCUGUAACUGCUGUUUCGGAUGAAGCAAAUCAAUCUUUUGUGAUGAUGGUGAAAUUGUGUUGUGUCGGCAGGAAUGGACAUCAUGUCCAAUUUUUUUACAAUCGACACAAUAUUGAGGCAUGUUCUCAUAAAAAAUUUAUUGAAAAUAGGUCUAUCCUUCAACACCAAGUCUGAUACGAAUUGGAUGCUCCUUGAGAAGAUCUAGUUCCACACAAACUCGCGCUACCGAUGGUCGUAACGUGUUAAGAGUUGGAACGUCGAUUUGAAGGGGGGUUCCGAUAAUGCUAGCAAGUUUCCACAAAUAUUCUUGGUUGAAACGAUGAAUUGGGAGACCUUCUAGGGAGAUCCAAACAGGGACGAUUAACCUUUCGUACGCUGGAUUAAAAUCCGUUGUCCACUUUAGGACCCGCAUUCGAUGUUUGUCAAAUGUCCACAAACUUUUGAGCCAGCAAAGGUGAAAAUCUUCCUCUAGUUCAAAGCGAAAGAGGAUGUGUCGGUAAUCAAUCGAUCCAAGAGAAAAACUUCCUUUGAAGCCGAUAGUCUGGAAUUCUCUUCUCAAAAAAUCCAUUUUUGGCUAGCCUUUAGUAAACUUUCCUACAAGAGCAAGGCGGAAUGGAGCAGCCAGUUCAACAUCUUCUUCUUUUGUAAGAAGAAAAGUUGGCUCACCUUUGAAAGUCGUUGGUUCGGAGAGUAUCAUAAUCGAAUGGUGUUUGAAUGAGGGUUCAUGUAUGGCUUUUGGAUUUGCCUCGGAUCCUAGAAUCUGAGCAAAGGAGGCCUUUUGGGGGUGCUUGGUAGGUGGUGGUCGGCCUAUGGCCAGUGGCGGGUCGCCGGCCAUAGGAGAGUGACAAAGAAGAAAAAACUACUUCUUUCCAAACUGUUCUUGGCUUCCUUCUCAUAUAAACAAUUAAAAAAUAAAAAGAAGACUGCUUCAAAACCCAUCUGAUUAUCACCAGUGCACCCCUAACAUAGAGAUA
Molecule: messenger RNA, 6157 nt
Organism: Oldenlandia corymbosa var. corymbosa
Lineage: Eukaryota; Viridiplantae; Streptophyta; Magnoliopsida; Gentianales; Rubiaceae
Source: the annotation of a GenBank genome assembly